This is a messenger RNA of Anastrepha ludens (Mexican fruit fly), 1488 nucleotides long. RefSeq names its product LETM1 domain-containing protein 1. Bases 182 to 1423 code for a protein of 413 amino acids. Gene Ontology annotation, biological process: intracellular monoatomic cation homeostasis. The transcript is spliced from 4 exons. NCBI's taxonomy places the organism in Eukaryota, Metazoa, Arthropoda, Insecta, Diptera, Tephritidae. Gene Ontology annotation, molecular function: ribosome binding. The record is from RefSeq and is a predicted model, not a curated record. Gene Ontology annotation, cellular component: mitochondrial inner membrane.
UUUUUCUUCAUUUGUUUUGACGUUUUGCUGCUCACAUUAUUCAAUACUAUUUUUCAAGCCUUGGCGUUAAUUCUGAAAUUAUUAGGUAGAAUUAGCCUAUUUCUGUAAAGUGGCGAAGCCACUUAUCACCUCCGCCGUUUGAGUUCGGCCUGGAAGCAAAUGAAACACUAAAAUUAAAGGAAUGACAUUUGUGUUGCGGCUUCUACGCCAACCGGCUCACCUAUCUCAUAGUGGCACGUUAAAAUUCCUGCGCCAACAAUAUGCAUCACCUGUAGUCAUUCCCAUUCGUCAACGAAGUGGUACUACCGAAAAACGGUCAAGUGAGAAAAAAAUCCAACUUCCCCCUGUUGUCUCGCCUAAAAUAUGCCCUGCGGAACCAAAACACUCGCCAAACAAAGUCAAUGACUUAGGAAGCGUGCCAAGUUGGUCAAAAUGGCCACCACAGACAAAGGAUGACAAAAAAACCUCUUCGCAGCGGUUAUCACGAGAAAAUGUCGAAGGUUAUAUGUUUAAGCAUUUUUUCGACUAUAUCAAAAAUUAUGAAAAAUUGUUGGAGAAAAACUUCCCAUCAGCCAUGAAGGUGUAUCGCACCUAUGUUGACGGAGUUAUUGAUUUCUACAACGACAUGAAAUCUUAUCUGAAGAUAGUACGCAUUGUAAAUAAUUCCCCAAUGGGUCUGAAGGCAUUGAAUCGUAAGGAACUUGAACUUUAUAUGCAGAUGCCUAGAGACAUGAUGAAGGUGGCUCCUGCUUUAUUUGUUGCCGCGCUGCCCCUUGUCGGAUAUGUGGUGAUGCCAUUGAUUUUUGCGUUUCCACAACAAUGCCUUUGUUCGCAUUUUUGGACAUUACAACAACGUACAGAGUUCCAACAAGCUGUGCUGCAAAGACGUCUCAAAAAUAACAGACCUGUUUUGAGAAUAUUACAAUCGAAACUAAAAGAUGUAAAGAAACACAAAAAACACGGUGAACUACAAGAAAUACUGGGCAUGUUAGGCAGUGGUUUUCACCCCAGUGUUGAAUCACUGCUUAAAAUAAAAGACAUUUUUGCACAUCCACCAUACGAUUUGCUCUCUCUAAGUGGGAAACAUAUAAACCUGAUAUGUCAACUACAUGGUGUCCCAACGCCUUUGUUCAAGCAUUUUCAUCUGUCGGAGCAUGCUUUUUUGGUACAUCACAUGGAUUUGGCUAUUGUGCGCGAGGGUCACGUUCAUAAUAUGCAUCCGGACGACAUACGCCGGUCUUGCUAUAUUCGAGGACUUAAUCCCAAUAACCUUAGCAUUGACGAAAUGAUAGCAUGGCUUCGUGAUUGGAUUAAAAUUUCUACAUCGAUCGAAGAACAACACAUAAGCAUGUUCCUGUACCUGCCAGUCCUAUUAGGCUACAACCAUCCAAACAAUUGGCACUUAAUUUAUGACAGUAAAUAAGAAUGUUAAACCUAUAAAAUCAAGAAUUAUUUACAAUAAACCCUUAAAGUUUUAUGUUAAAAACG